Molecule: messenger RNA, 3414 nt
Organism: Brenthis ino (lesser marbled fritillary)
Lineage: Eukaryota; Metazoa; Arthropoda; Insecta; Lepidoptera; Nymphalidae
Source: the annotation of a GenBank genome assembly
AUGUCUUCUCAAUCUUUUCUGAUGAAUGUUAAUAGGGUAAUGUCGCAAAAUAUAUUAGAAAACGUUGAAGUCAAGCCGCCUUUAUCAAAACAAAAAAUAAUGUCUUACGAGGAGAAAUCAGUAGGCUCUACAGCAUUUUUUAAAUGUGAAGCAUGUCCAUAUAUGGCCUUUGCAGAAGAUGAUAUUAAAUUUCACUUGUUUACUGUACAUCCAGAUCUCGCAAAACGCAAUGGCCUUGCUGAUAACAUUCAGAUACCUUGUCCGGGCUGUACAAGUAUAUUUGAUGCUGAAGAAACUCUUAGGACUCAUCUACGUAAUCAUCACAAAAUGGGGAUAAAGGAUGUUAAAAAGAUGGUCAAAAGUUUGGUUCAAAUUGCUCUUAAAGAUGCUAAAUUAAAAAAAGAAAUUAAUCUAAAUGAUACCUCUGUCCAGCAACAUCAAGAAAUAGCUGAAGUCAAAAUCCCACAAGUAAUUGAAAUAGUACCAGACAUAGUUAAUGCUAAUAAUGAACAAUUGCCCAAAGGUGUAGCUUUUAUAUCUGUUGAUGAAUUGCAUAAAAUGAGUACACCAAAUUUUGAAAAAGUGGAUCCUAAAGAAGUUAUUCAAGAAGCAAGUAUAAAUAUUGUAUAUACAAAUGAUGUUUCAACUCAAUAUGUAAAUGUAUCUAAUGCAGGAGCUUCUAUGAAUUCUUGUAAUUUAAUUCAAAUGUCUAGUGUCCCCCCAGAUUUGAUAUCAUCAAUAACUCGAAUUCCAUCUGUAAUAGACACUAACUUAUCACCACAGGCAAAAGAAAGUGAUUCUUCCAAUAUUAAUUCCCAAACAAAACAAAAGCGAAAAAUAUUAGGCACCCAAAAAUCAAAACUGGACUCCAAUCCUGAGGAAAAAGGAGAACUGUGUUCAAUAAUGAACUGCCGUAUUCGGCUUAAAGAUGCAAAUAAUUUAUCCUAUCAUAGAAAAUGUCAUCAAAACGGCACAUUUCAAUGCCCUGAAUGUGCAAAGUGGUUUUCAUCAUCAGACCAGCUUCACACUCAUCUUUGGAAAUUACAUAGUGUUGACCUUGAGCUGCCAACUUGUGAAGUUUGUGGCUACAAAACAUUUACAAGGCAUAGAUUAUUAAACAUACAUAUGAAAUGUCAUGAUGUUAUUAGAAGUUAUGGAUGUUCAGUGUGUCAAAAGAAAUUUAAGAAUGCUAAUCAGUUAUCUAAGCACAAAAUGAUACACAAAGCCAAAAAAGAUUCAGUACAAUGUCACAUCUGUCACCGAGGCUUUGCUAAUGAAAGACAAGUGCGAAAACAUAUAGCAACAAUACACGAAAAAUUGAAGCCAUACAAAUGUUAUAAUUGUGAUUAUAGUGCAGCGAGGAAAGAGCAACUUAAACUUCAUUUGAGGUCACACACAGGAGACAAACCAUAUGCCUGUGAUCAAUGCAGCUACUGCUCAGGAGACCAUAACGCACUCCGCAGACACAAAAAGCAACAUUCCAAAGAAGGUGUAUACAAAUGUAAAUACUGUCCUUACACUGCAAUACAAUCCACCGUAUUUACUUUCCACAUGAUCUCAAAACAUCCAAAUCUUAAGUCUGAUGACGUUCACUGCUGCCCCUAUUGCCCAUUUAAAUCUGUCAAUAAAGAAAAAUAUGUCACUCAUCUCUCAAGUCAUAGAGAUAAGGAGGGUAUAAAAUUGCUCAUAGAAAUGAAUAAGGGACCAAAAACGAACAAGCCUAGUUGGACGAUACCAAGCGAAUCAGAAAAAUCAAAGGAAAUCCAAAAUGUAACAAAUGAACAAAACAACGAUGUCAACCCCAAAACGGUCAACACUAUUCCUAUAGAAGUAUAUGACUGUGAUAGCUUACCUGAAACUAUGCCACAAGAAUAUCCAAAAAAUUAUUGCACAACUUCAUCUAACGACGUUCAACAAUCGAGCUUUGAUACGGAAGUUGUAACGGAUUUGAGUAAAGACGACAAUAAUUCCGACUGCCUUAUUUCCGAAACCUUCAACAUUCAAGAUAGGCACCAAUACCCCUCCCAACAUCCUUUGCAAAUGCCGUACGACACAUCUCAAACAAACCUACAUUUCCUCAAUCCCACCGUAUCGAUAGAUCAAAAUCUUUUACAAAACAAUAGCGUAAAUUCCUUAGCGUCUAAUCACUCGCCGAUAAGUAACAGUAUAAGCAGUAACAUCAUGAGCAACUUCCCUAUCCGAUUACCCCCUUCUCGUAUAUCAGUGCGCAACAAUAUAACCCUGAAACCAGUUGAUAAGAUUUCCGUGCCCACGACCAAAAUGACCGGUCCUAUUAUAAAUCAAAUGCAAAUACUACCCAUUCCAUCUUCAAGCCAUUCCCCAAUCAAUAUUUCUAACGAGCCGGAAGGGGUGCCGAGAAAAAAGCCAAAGAUAUCCGUCAAAAGUAAUCUAAUAUUAAAAGGUCCGGACCAAGUCAACAUGUUCCAUUCUCAGCAAAAAAUGGCGUUUAAACGGUUAGAAGAUAACGAGAGAUAUGGUCUCAGUGGUCCUGUGACAUUUAAUAAUUUAAUAACAACUCAGUUCAUGCAGCUGCAGCCGGAACCUGCUAUGAGCGAGUCUCCCAGCAACAUCAUGAAAUAUCCGCAAGACAAUAUGUUAGGGGAGUCGGCGACCACGCCUGUAGAUAACGAAAUGACUAACAGUCCUCAAAUAUUCUCUUUCAAUCAACAAAUGAACGUAAACUCCAUGACAAUGCUGGAGCCCCCACAAAAAAUACAAGCGAACGAUCCCAGUUAUAUCAAACUAGAAGCAACUAUAAAACAAAAUACACAAUCGCCGAGCUUAGAAAGAAUGUGUAAUGCAAACUUAUUGAAUAACCAAGCUAUUAGUAGAGAAUACAAAGCGUCGCCUCCUCUAGAGGAUAUUCAUAAAAAUAUGAAUGAAAUAAAAAACGAAGUGAAAUCUGACGCGUUUUACAAUAUGACUUUAAACAAUUCAACGACAAACCCUCCCAUAAUCGAUCAGUAUAUGAUUGAUAAUAUAAUUCCAGAGCAAUAUCCCGCUCACUUAGAUUUAUCCACAGUUGUUUUACCGGAAGUCAACCAGCAAAAUGACGUCAUAGAAAUAGAUGAUAAUUCUGACGAUAACAAACUAUUACCUCGUUUUGAUAUGAACUUUUCCCUCGAAUCUCUCUAUUUGAUGCACAACGACUUCCACUUCUUAGACAACGACGUUCCAAAUAACAAUAUGCCUUCCGAACCUGUCAAUGAAAUGAACAGAAUGGUGGCAGAAGUCCCUAUAAUAAGUCAAAAAGAUAAUGUAGACGUUGUAUCCGUAGAAACGACUAAUGACUGCCAAAACUUUAUCCAGGGCAAAAAAGACCCCAUGAUGAACACCUCAGUUCGACCUUCGACUAACAAAAUAAAUGUUAAAAAUAUAGAAUUAAUGAAGAAU